This is a messenger RNA of Bactrocera oleae (olive fruit fly), 786 nucleotides long. Its product is annotated as skin secretory protein xP2. The record is from RefSeq and is a predicted model, not a curated record. Lineage: Eukaryota; Metazoa; Arthropoda; Insecta; Diptera; Tephritidae.
AGUACUUGGCGCAGUGGUUAUCAAACGUUUACGCACCGUGUACGGAGUAAGCUGAACCUAUUACAAAAUGAAAUUCUUCCUCGUCGCUUUUGCCGCUAUCCUGGCUUAUGCCAGCGCUGAUGUCUCUGAAUUGGGCUACAGCUAUCAGGAACCCGCACCUGUGUCAUUCAAUGUCCCAGCUCCCGCUCCCGCACCAGUUGCCCAACCUGAUCGAACCUACGUGCCGCCAGCACCAGUUCAUGUGCCAGCUCCAGCCCCUGCUCCAGUCCAUGUCCCAGCUCCCGCUCCAGUCCAUAUCCCAGCCCCAGCCCCAGCUCCAGUUCAUUUCCAUGCCCCAGCUCCAGCUCCAGCUCCAGUACAUGAAGCAGCCCCAGCUCCAGCUCCAGUUCAUGUCCCAGCUCCAGUUUACAUCCCAGCUCCAGCACCAGCACCUGCUCCAGUUCAUGUUCCAGCCCCCGCUCCAGUUCAUUUCCAUGCCCCAGCUCCAGCUCCAGUACAUGUCUCAGCUCCAGCUCCAGUUCAUGUCCCAGCUCCAGUUUAUAUUCCAGCUCCAGCUCCUGCCCCAGCUCCAGCUCCAGUGCAAUUUGUUGCCCCUGCUCCAAUUGCUCCAACUGAGCAAAUCGAACAUCACGCCGAUGAUGGUUACCGCUACAAGACGGUCCGCCGUCGCGUUUACAGACGCCGUUAUUAAUUUUGUUUUAUUUGGAUUGAUGAUGAUAAUUCUAUACGGAGAAACAAAAGAUACACUUAACGAUUAAAGAAAAAAUAUAGUUCUAAUAGAAAAAA